AUGGUACCGCCCCAAUUUAACGCGGAGUCCUGCAAUUCUCGCGAGAAGCCGGUUGAUUCACCUGUCAGUUUGGCUGGUAGUCAUCAAAGAGGCAGUCUAGAAGGCUGCUGUCCAGAAGAAAACAAAAGUGAUGACAGGGAGAAGUCUGAUGGCAAGGAAGUAAGAACGGAUCGGCAAACCACGGAGGAGAAUACUACCUUUCUUCAGAAGUGUAUACUGAAUCCUAGUGAGCUGUCAGGAUGUAUGUCUAAUUCAGAUUCUGGAGAAGACAGCAUGGAAACACAGACUUGGAAAUUAAGUGAACCUUCCCAAGAAAAACUAAGUAAUGCAACAACAGGUAUUACUUCCCAGGUGUAUAAAUUUUAAAUAUAUUCUACAGCAAACUCUUCCAAUGUGGAAUGUUCUGAAGAAACAGAUGUAGAUCCUCAGAUUCAAGCAGCUAUAAAGGAAAUGAAUAAACUUGACACAAUACUGGCAAAAAAACGUGUUAAGGAGAGAGCAAUUAAAAAACAAGGCGAAGAAAUGAGGGCAAAGCUCUGGAAAGAACUUCAGUCUAUCAGAAGCACUGGAAGCCAUGAGGAGAUAGAAAACACAAAACAUUUUUUAGCUUUGAUCUCGCGGCAAGAUACAGCGGAUCCCUCCCAUGCUAAAGAAGAUGAAAUAUGUACCUUGGUCUUUCACACACAAAUUAAUCCAGAAGAUUAUGAUUGCCAUAACACCCAGCAUAAUCAGGAUUAUCCGAGUGACUUAGAAACAAAUGAGUUUCUUAAUCAAGCAGAAAAAAAGCAUAGCAAAAGUAAAACCAAUCAGGAUUUCAUUAAAAAGAACAUUGAGCUAGCAAAGGAUUCAGGAAACCAGAUUGUUAUGCUUGAAGGAGAAAGGAAAAGGCUAAUUGAACUGUUGAAAGAUAUAGAAGAAGGAAUUGAAUUGCCAGGUCUUGAGCAGGAGGAUGUAUCUGGUGGGCUGGUACCAGGAGAAGGGUACACACCUGAACCAACGGAAUUUCACCGCUUAAAUGAGAUAGACAUUAAACUUCAAGAACUUCAAGUACUACUAUGUGAUGGGGAUUCUUCUGUGAUUUCCAGCUCUUGCUCAAAAUCUCCAAGCCAGAUUUAUCAGGAGUCUCUGGUUUAUGCAAACAGGAGUCUAGAAGCAGUUCCAGGUGAAAAGGUUCUGCGAGACAAAAAGGAACAACGUGAUCAGCAAAAUCGCCUGAAGGAAAUAGAUCAUCAGCUGAAAUCCCUAGAGAACAAUCUUACUGAAGAACAAACGGGCCUCUCUGAAGAGCAGCUUAAGACCCUUCUGGAGGAAUGUAUGCAGCCUCAGAGAACAAUAAGCCACGUUACCAUGCCGAAGUCUCAGGAAUCUCUUUCUUAUGGAUUAAGACGGCCUUGUUACACAAGUCAAGACUCCACUCUUCACUCCACAUCUACUCUUUCCAAAAUGUUAGUUGAAGACCAUAUUGUGGCUCAGGAAAAGGCUGGACUGGAAGACAAAAGCUUAUGUGUUAAUGCAGAGAGUGAAAUCCCUGGCUACUACAUCAGCAAAACAUUGGCUGAUGGUCACUUAUCAAAGGAUUCACUAGCCCAAACAGAGGAACCUGAUGACCUAGAAGGUUUACAGAAGAUGGGAGAUAAGACUAUUACUGAAGGUUACUUUAUGUCAAGAGCACUCAACACAGAAAGUUUGAAGAAACCUUCUUUCUUGGGUGAACCAUUAUGUUGCAUCAGCAUGAACAAUGAGCCAUCCAGAGAGGCUGACAUUCCCAGCAUACCACUGCAAACCAAAGGAGGUGAGACUCUGAACAGCCCUUUAGAAUAG
Eurypyga helias (sunbittern) is the source of this 1821-nucleotide messenger RNA. It is a transcript of the gene FSIP1, whose product is annotated as fibrous sheath interacting protein 1. The transcript has 12 exons. The record is from RefSeq and is a predicted model, not a curated record. Lineage: Eukaryota; Metazoa; Chordata; Aves; Eurypygiformes; Eurypygidae.